AUCACCCCUCUUCACUCCCCGCGCAUCAUCCAAAUAACCUACACUAACAUCAACACCCCGAAUUCAGACUUCAGUCUCUCUCGAAAUCCACCACACACCUGAAUACAUCGAACUAGACCGAUCAACAAUGGACAAGAUCAAGGAGAAGCUUCACAUCGGCAGCAGCAGCCGCAAGUCACAGCCCGAGAACGAUGCUGGUCACGGUGUUGGCACCAUUGAGGAUAACCGCGACAGCAUCGACUCCGAGCUCGCCGCGAUGCCUCCUAACGAGCGUGUCGCCUACCUCAAGGAAUUCGAGGACUCAGACAAACACGGCGAGCCGAAGAAGGGCGGCUUGAUUGAGAAGCUCAUCGCCAGGGGUAACAGGAAGACCGAGGAGCAGAUUGAGCGUGAGGCAAGAGAGAGAGAGGCGGCCCAUCGCGAUGCGACGCAUGCCCAAGUUGGACCGGGCGUCGGAGCAAGCACGCACAGCGCUACCGGAGCAGGAGGACUAUAGAUGGGGCAUAGUAAGAAGAAGGACG
This is a messenger RNA of Cucurbitaria berberidis CBS 394.84, 521 nucleotides long. RefSeq lists its product as uncharacterized. The record is from RefSeq and is a predicted model, not a curated record. The transcript has 2 exons. NCBI's taxonomy places the organism in Eukaryota, Fungi, Ascomycota, Dothideomycetes, Pleosporales, Cucurbitariaceae. The coding region runs from base 128 to 496 and encodes 122 amino acids.